Molecule: messenger RNA, 678 nt
Organism: Miscanthus lutarioriparius
Lineage: Eukaryota; Viridiplantae; Streptophyta; Magnoliopsida; Poales; Poaceae
Source: the annotation of a GenBank genome assembly
AUGGAGAAGGAGAUGGAGCCGACUCUUCCUCUGCUGACACCGUACAAGAUGGGCGUGUUCAAACUGGCACGAUUGGAUCUCAUAACCAGUGUGGAGAUCCAUGCGGCAAACGGGCACCUGUUCGACCAGUUCAUGAAGGACAGCACCAAUAACCGGGACGACGCCUAUGGGGGCAGCCUGGAGAACCGCUGCCGUUUCACCGCCGAGGUGGUGGCGGCCGUCGCGGCCGAGGUCAGCGCUGACCACCUGGGUGUGCGCCUCUCUCCGUUCGCGGACUACAUGGACUGCCAUGACUCUGACCCAGAGGCGCUUGGGCUUCAUGUCAUCGACAAGACGCUGAACCCGCUCGGCGUGCUCUACUGCCACAUGGUAGAGCCUAGGAUGCGGGUGAACCCAGACGACGGCAAGAUGACCCUCCAGCAGAUGCUGCUGCCGUUCAGGAGGGCGUUUCAGGGGACGUUAAUAGCUAGCGGAGGAUACGACCGUGAGGAAGGCAACGCCGCCAUCGCCCAUGGCUAUGCCGACCUGAUCGCGUACGGCCGGAUAUUCCUGGCCAUCCCGGACCUUCCGGCGCGUUUUGCCAAGAAGGCCGCGCUGAACAAGUAUGACAGGAGCACCUUCUACGCCUCCGAUCCGGUGGUUGGUUACACUGAUUAUCCAUUUCUCGAUCAACUCUAG